CCACGACAAAUGUUCAAGUAAUGAAAAAGCGUGCCCAUAUUCUCUAUGAAAUGUUAGCUGGCUGUGUUCAGAGGAAAGAUUGCACAACAUUAGCAGAGUUUUUACCACCCAAACAUGAGUAUGUAUUAGCAGUAAGAAUGACUUCUAUUCAGUGCAAGCUUUACCAGUACUAUUUGGAUCACUUCACAGGAACAGGAAGUACUAGAGAAGGAGGAAGAGGAAAAGCAGGAACAAAACUCUUCCAGGAUUUUCAAAUAUUAAGCAGAAUUUGGACUCAUCCAUGGUGCUUACAGCUGGACUAUAUUAGCAAAGAAAACAAGGGGUAUUUUGAGGAAGACAGGAUGAAUGAAUUCAUACCAUCAGAUUCUGAUGAAACCUCACUGAGUUUAAGUUCAGAUGAUUAUCCUAAGAAAAAAAAGUUCAAAGGGAAAAAAAGAACUAGCUCAGGUGGACAUGAGGAUGCAGAAGUAAUUAAAGUAUGGAAUUCAAGAUCCAGAGGUGGUGGUGAAGGGCAUAAGGAUGAGCUGGCCAGCAUUUCAUCUGUGAUGGUAAAAAAAGAAAAAAGUGAGUCUAAUGUAGAAGUAAACUUUUGUAUUUAUGUAAGGAUCAAAAAAUAUUGGUAAUAUGAUA
Molecule: messenger RNA, 630 nt
Organism: Phascolarctos cinereus (koala)
Lineage: Eukaryota; Metazoa; Chordata; Mammalia; Diprotodontia; Phascolarctidae
Source: RefSeq, a predicted model, not a curated record